Mesorhabditis spiculigera is the source of this 2202-nucleotide messenger RNA. Lineage: Eukaryota; Metazoa; Nematoda; Chromadorea; Rhabditida; Rhabditidae. The record is from the annotation of a GenBank genome assembly.
AUGCACCGCGCCUUGUUCGUGGCCGAGAAGAACGAUGUAGCCAAGGGGAUCGCCGCCCUUCUUUCGAAAGGAAACUCCCAACGACGCGAUGGCCCGUCAAAAUACAACAAGAUCUACUCGUUCACCAUGGAUUUCCAGGGUCAGCAGACAAUUAUUGCCGUCACGUCAGUCAGCGGCCAUCUGAUGAGCCUGGAUUUUGGGCCCGAGAUGAAGGAUUGGCACGGGACGACGAUGGAACGGCUUUUUGACGCGCCGGUGAUUCGUUUCGUCUCCAAGGACAUGCAGCCCGUCGCCCAGAAUAUAGCAAACGAGGCCCGAAACGCGUCGACGCUGGUGAUCUGGACAGAUUGUGAUCGUGAAGGGGAGAAUAUUGGCGACGAGGUGAAGACCGUGUGCCUCAAAUCGAACCCCAGGAUGAAUGUUUAUAGGGCAAAAUUUUCUGAAGUCACCUUCGCGUCUAUCAACCGAGCAAUACGAACCCUCCAGCGACUCGACAACAACAUCGUCGAGGCCGUCAAUUGCCGCUCGGAGCUCGAUUUGCGGAUAGGCAGCGCUUUCACGCGCCUACAAACGCUCCACUUUCAGCGCCAUUUCGCUGCGCUUUUUGGUGGUGAGAAUCGACAAGUAAUUUCCUACGGCAGCUGCCAAUUCCCGACGCUGGGUUUUGUGGUGGAGCGGUACAAGGCCAUUCAAGAAUUCAUCACCGAGCCAUUUUGGAAGUUGCAAGUCGAUCAUUUGAAGAAUGGAGUCAAGACGGAAUUCAUCUGGGACCGGAUACGCCUCUUCGACCGCGGCAUCGUACAGUUGCUAUGCGAAGAUGUCCAGGGCGCCAACCAGGCCAAGGUCGAGAAUCUGAUCAAGCGGCCGAAAAACAAGUGGAGACCCGCCGGACUGGAUACGGUGGAAUUCGAGAAGCUGGCCGUCAGGAAGCUGCACAUCAGCGCCAAGACGGCCAUGCAGGUGGCCGAGGGUCUCUACAGCAAGGGAUUUAUCUCGUAUCCUAGGACCGAGACGAACAAAUUCCCGCAGAACAUGGGGCUGACGAGCUUGGUGCAAAUGCACGUGGAUCACGCGGCUUGGGGAGCAUUCGCGCAGAAGAUUGUCGACGAGGGUGGCGCCAAGCCGAGGAAUGGAUCGAAAAGUGACGAGGCCCAUCCCCCCAUUCAUCCACUCAAAUUUGCCACGAGGGACCAAUUCUCGAACGACAACGAUUGGCGCGUCUACGAGCUGGUCACCCGUCAUUUUCUCGCCUGUUGCAGCAAAGAUGCCAAGGGCCAGGAGACCAAGGUUACGAUUCGACUAGGCGGCGAAAGCUUCACAGCCACGGGCCUUAUGGUGGAAGAUCCGGGCUAUUUGGAGGUCUAUCCCUACGAGAAAUGGAGCGACAAAAGUGUCGGAAGGUACGAGCUCGGGGAGACGUUCACCGACCAUCAGGUGCGGAUGAUCGAGUCGAAAACGGAACCGCCGCCCCUGUUGACUGAAGCCGAUCUGAUCACGCUGAUGGAUAAAUACGGAAUUGGCACCGACGCCACGCACGCUGAACAUAUCGAGAAGAUUAAGCAACGGAGCUACGUGGGUCUGGACAACAACAAUCACUUCGUCCCCGGAUUUCUCGGCCUCUCGCUCGUUGAUGGCUACGAUGCUAUGGGAUUCGCAAUGUCGAAGCCGCAGAUGCGCGCGAAUCUGGAGAAACAGCUCGAGAAGAUUUGCGAGGGCACACGGAAUAAGGACGAGGUGUUGAAAGAGCAGCUGGACAGAUAUCGACGAAUUUUCCGCAUUGCUGAGGACAAGAUCAACAGCUUGACCGCCGCUUUUAUGAGCGACGACCGCCGCAAAAUGGUGCGGUUGGCGGAAUGGGACCGCCAAGACCACCGCCGGGAGGAGGAGGAGGAGGAGCUGGAGUUGCGGCUAGAGGAGGAGCAGCAGCAGCUGGAGCGACAAGAGGAGGAGCAGCCGCGACGAGAGGAACAAGAGGAGCGUCUACCGCAGGAGCCACGAGAGGAAGAGGGACCGGUCGAAAACGGCCGGCCAAUGAUGAAAAUAUUUCGGUACCGCAGCACAUGCAAGUGCUGGGGAAUCAAGCGCCAGCGACGAGGGGCAGAGGACGAGGAAGGGGAGCGGCAGCUGCAGGAGGAGCGGCAUGUGGAAGGAGAUCGGGUGACGGGACGAACGCGCCGAAAUGCAAGUGCCAUCUCGCGUCGG